UUAUCGUCAUAAAUUGUUACGUUUGCUGACCACCACUUCGUCCAAAAUGGCUGGCAAAGAGAGCAAGAAAUCGUUGCUCUCGACUCCCGGUGGCGGAAAAGUCGGCAGAUCUUACGGUAGCACCAAGAAGUUAACUCUCCAAGAGCGAUACUUCACCCACCAAGUCUCUCCCAACGAUACUCUUCAAGGAAUUUCUCUAAAAUAUGGCGUAACGAUGGAACAGAUCAGAAGAGCAAACAAGCUGUACACCAACGACAGUCUCUUCCUUAGAAAAACACUCAACAUCCCUGUAUCUGAACCACAACCCACUGCUUCCACCUCAUUGGUCAACGGGUUGGGCCAGUCUGACAUUCUGCCCAAUCACAGCGCAAUAUUAGGGUCCCCGUUCGAACCAACCAAUCAGGACAGACCAACAAAUGAUGGUACAACGAAUGGAAGCAGAGACUUAGAAACAACCAAUCAGACAUCAAACAAAGAUGAACCAGUAGCCAAUGAGAGUAAAGGAGCAAGUGCAGCCUCUUCUGGAGUAACCAAUAAGGAUGAAGCAUCUUCAGUGACAGACUUCCUAAAGAAGUUGGACUUGCAGAUAUCAGAAAGGAAAAGUGCAGUACAAAAACUGAGUGAAAAUAAAAGUGAUUACGAUCUUGACGGGCUCGCUGCAUCGGCAGAUCCCUGGUCAGCCUCGAGUUACCAAAGAAGGAGAACCAACAGCACGGAUGAACCCUCCUUGUACUUUAAGAAGUCCAAAGGAAGGAGGAAAGGCUUCCUGACGUCCAGCCACACCAGCGGCAUGCUUGACCAACUGGACAAGGGGAAUGCGGACGACCUCUUUCAGUUGUAGAAUACAGCAAAGUCAAAAGUAGCCCUCAGAUUGAUAUUGAUAGAAAUAUUCGUAUUUUAGGGUUAGAAAUACUAUUGUGGUUGCACUCUGAUAAGUCAUUUUACUGUGAUGCAUUCUGGGUGGAGGUCAAAGUUUAAGGCCCCUGCACAAUGUAUGCUAAUGGCCUAAAGCUUUGACAUCUAUAUAUACCCAUAGUGCAUCACAAUGUACGUCGAACUGUGAACUGGCAUAUAGUCUGAAGUUCACUCUGAUCCUCUGAUUGUUUCCCUGCAGAAUAGUGUUGCAUUCUCCCCAUUUAAACUCCUCCCUUAGCUAGUUUUGGCAUUGAAUAUCUAUUAUUGUAUUGUACCAGGACACCAUAUACACCUUUGGGUUCCUUUAUUAGAAGUGGGGUCAAAAUUUUGACUGCUUGUUUGAUCCCAUUACCAGUCAGUUUCUUAGCCAAUCAGAGCUCUCGUCUAUGUUUCAUUCAAAUAUUUAAAUGUCAGUCAUUCAGACAACUUAAUUGGUGCCAGACUACUAGUAUUCUGCUAGGAUUAGCGAUCAAAAGAGUGAACAGAGUUAACAUAUGAUGGAUACCAGGCUAGUGCUUUAGGAAAUGAUAAUAGAGAUUUGCAUGCAUGUACUGUCAAACCUAUAUUAGGGGUCACCUUUGUAUAGUGGCCACUUUUUGUCAGUCCCUUGGGUUUUUCCCAUUGACCUAAGCAUUAACAGAGAAAUUGGCCAGUUUGCGUUUAGUUUUUACGGUUGCAAAUUGCUUGAACUGUAAAUCUAAAAAUGACCUACAUGUUCAAUGAAUAUGUGGGUAAAGAUCA
This is a messenger RNA of Branchiostoma floridae (Florida lancelet), 1656 nucleotides long. Its product is annotated as lysM and putative peptidoglycan-binding domain-containing protein 2-like. NCBI's taxonomy places the organism in Eukaryota, Metazoa, Chordata, Leptocardii, Amphioxiformes, Branchiostomatidae. Bases 47 to 841 code for a protein of 264 amino acids. The record is from RefSeq and is a predicted model, not a curated record. The transcript is spliced from 3 exons.